Molecule: messenger RNA, 1759 nt
Organism: Paramormyrops kingsleyae
Lineage: Eukaryota; Metazoa; Chordata; Actinopteri; Osteoglossiformes; Mormyridae
Source: RefSeq, a predicted model, not a curated record
AUGCUAUGUGACGAAUGCUGGACAGGAGGCGGUGACAGAAGGGUGGGAUGGGACUAUUUUAGUGAACCAUUCACAAGAGGGUUGGCAGUCAUAGCUCUGUCAUUAAAAAUCAUAAAGUCAUCUUUCCUCUGCAGCCUCCCAGCUCUGCUCACUCUCCCCUGCUGUUUUCACCUUGAAGGGCCCAGAACUGCAGCAGACAUGUCUGAGGGACCGAAAAAGACAAAGUACUCUGCCACCCGCAGGCUGCUGCUGAAGACCAAGAUGUUGAAGAAGGCAUCUGCCAUGCUGGUGGCCGAGGAGGAGAAACGGAAAUUGGAACGGGAACAGACCCUGAACGAGAGAGUCCCCGCCCUAAGACUGUCCGGCCUGUCCGUCCCGGACCUUCAGAACCUGUGCAAAGAGCUCCACCAAAAGAUCGAUGUUGUUGACGAAGCACGGUACGAUAUUGAAUCAAAAGUGGCCAAAAAUGAAAACGAGAUCCAAUACCUGAGUCAGAAGAUCUUUGAGCUGAAGGGCAAAAUGAAGAGACCCAACUUGAAACGAGUGAAGAAGUCAGCUGACGAUAUGCUGGGUGCCCUGGCAGACAAUAAGCUAAUGAAGGCCGACUUCAAGGCUAACCUCAAGACUGUCAAAAAGGAAGAGGAGAAGAAGGAGGAAGUGACUGACUGGCGUAAGAACGUGGAAGCUAUGUCAGGAAUGGAGGGCAGGAAGAAGCUCUUCAACGCCCAGUAAGAGUGUUCGCUCUGCAAAAGCACCGACCUCCAGUAAAGUGAUGCAAGUGAAGUAAUGAAGUAGUGAAGGAAAGCGAAGCAGUGAAGGAAAGCAGAGGGCGACCGGCAGCAAAGCUGGCGACAGGACCCAGUAAAUUCAGCGCCGCAGAGCACGUUGUGGAGGAGCUCCGGCCAGAAGCGGCCCCCGCCUGCCCAGGCUGGUCGCGUCAUAAAUAUCACACCGUUAUGAAGUGCCGAAAGGCAUCCACAUCUCUGUCAUCACCUCGUUUCUUCACACUGGGCACAUGAUUUUUUUGGGCAAGGGGUCAGUGUUGGUUUAACCAAUCCCCUCAGGACCUAUAUUGAUGUUUGAUGUGUAAACAUACCCAUGCUGCACUGGGCCGAGGUAGCACACUGGACAUUCCAAGACAAAACACACAAAGCGCUUUUGCCAUUUUUUAUAUCGUUCAUUUUCAGAUCUAUACCGUAUCUAAGGAUGGUACAUUAGUCAUCUUUUACGCUUAGUAAUCAAACAGCAGAAAAGCUCAGGUAACUUCUGAAACCUGCAGCGCUGUCUGUCAGGCUGGUCGCUAGGGGCAGGAUCAGCUGUUGGGCUAAGUUCACCCACACGACGCGGCUCUGUUUCUCCGUACGACGCGGCUCUGUUUCUCCGUACGACGCGGCUCUGUUUCUCCGUACGACGCGGCUCUGUUUCUCCGUACGACGCGACUCUGUUUCUCCGUACGACGCCACUGGCUGCGCGCACAAUGCCCUGAAUCCUCUGUUCUGCAGCCAAUCGAAUGUCAGGCAGCCAAAAUAUCUCGCAUGACAAAGAAGUCAGGCAAAAGUGAAGCUGUUCCAGGGUAUCAUUUUUCAUUACCCUUGGCUUAUGCAUGCCAUACAGGUCAUGGGCCAGUGCAGAUGGUACGACGGCAGCCAUAUUCAAAAUGACCAAAUGCUGCUUCACAUCAAAGUGUAUUAUAUUCCAGACGGGCUUCAAUGUUCAAUAAGAGCCUCUGCUAAAAUAAAGAUCGAGUUUGAGUAACAUG